UGGGGUGUAAAAAUGAUGGAGGAUCACCUGACAAAGAUAUCCAUGAUGUCGUCUUCUUCUCCGGCGGAGUCGACGGGGAGUGGCGGGACGGACGACAGCAGAGGAGAUAAAAGUCCGGCCCCUGGAAAGUCCCUCAGCCCAGCUCUGGUCUGCAAGGUGUGCGGGGACACCAGCAGCGGUAAACACUACGGCAUUUACGCCUGCAACGGCUGCAGCGGCUUCUUCAAACGCAGUGUGAGGAGGAGGCUCAUUUACAGGUGUCAGGCAGGCACGGGCAUGUGUCCAGUGGACAAAGCCCAUCGGAACCAGUGCCAGGCGUGCCGGCUGAAGAAGUGUUUACAGUCGGGUAUGAAUAAAGACGCCGUGCAGAACGAGCGGCAGCCGCGCAGCACCGCCCAGGUGCGUCUGGACUCCAUCGACGUGGACUCGGAGAAGGAACACCUGGCGACCACGCGGGAGCCCAUCUCUUCCUCCUCGUCUUCUUCCUCCAGCGGCUCCGUCAUCACGUGGCCUCACAUCACUUCGUCCAUCGCCAUCACGUCUUCUGUGCCGCCCCAACGCUGUGUCAGCCCUCAGAACAACCACCGCUUCAUGGCCAGCCUCAUGACGGCCGAGACUUGUGCCAAGCUGGAGCCUGAGGACGCGGACGAGAACAUCGACGUGACCAGCAACGAACCAGAGCGCGCGUCCUCAGAGUAUCACAUGGCACUGUAUCCGUCCUCCUCGGAAAAUGUUUACGAGACUUCAGCAAGGCUUCUUUUCAUGUCGGUGAAGUGGGCCAAGAACCUGCCCGUCUUUUCCAACCUGCCUUUCAGAGACCAGGUGAUCCUGCUGGAGGAGGCGUGGAGCGAGCUCUUCCUCCUCUGUGCCAUCCAGUGGUCUCUGCCACUAGACAGCUGUCCUCUGCUCUCUCUGUCGGACCUCUGUCCAGGCAUGCAGGGCAAGACCAGCUACACGAGCCUGGACCUCAGACUCCUGCAGGAAGUCUUCAGUCGCUUUAAGGCCCUCGGCGUCGACCCCACGGAGUUCGCCUGCCUCAAAGCCAUCGUGCUCUUUAAGCCAGAGACACGUGGUCUGAAAGAUCCAGAACAAGUGGAGAACCUUCAGGAUCAGUCCCAUGUGAUGUUGGGACAGCACAUUCGCUCUCACUACCCCAGUCAACCUGCCAGGUUUGGAAAGCUGCUUCUUCUCCUUCCGUCGCUGCGCUUCGUGAAUUCCGAGCGCAUCGAACUGCUGUUCUUUCACAGGACCAUCGGAAACACUCCCAUGGAGAAACUGCUGUGUGACAUGUUCAAAAACUGACUGUUCCCUUAACAAAACGUGUCGUGCAGACUUCAAACAUCGCCUACCAGCGUGGAAAAAAGGAUGAUUGACAGAUCACUGCUUUGUUGAGUUGAGUUGAACUCUAAGGUCACUUUAUUUUUUUGUAUCUUGGUUUGUUUUUGCCACUACACUUAAUUCUAUUUAUAUUAUAAGGCUUCCUACUUAUAUUUGUUUUGUGUGUUAAGAAACUCAAUAUUAGCUGAAUUACCCCCAGGGAUCAAUAAAGUACUUUCUAUUUUAUUCUAUUCUAUUACCAUUAGGGUUGCCAACUCACCCCAAAAAAAAAGAAUGAGCCAAGUCCAAAUGGCUUUUUUUUUAUCAUUUUGAAACAAUUGUUAUACUAUUUCACUCUAAUCUGAUUGGGUGUUAACUACAGUGAUACAAUAAUGUAAUACGGGAAGAAUUAUCGCUUUUUUGGCUGAACAGGAGACACAUACUUUUGUUUCUCUAUACGGUAUAAUUCCAUUUUACAGCACAUGGCAACCCUAAUAACGCUAGUAUUGCUCUACUUUUGUCUUAGAGUGAAAAUUACAUUGUAUAUAUUAUUGUUUGGCUGAUGGACUGUAAAUAUUUAAUACUGUUUUCAAUGUGAAUGUUGUAUUCAUGUUGUCACGCCUUGAUA
Molecule: messenger RNA, 1945 nt
Organism: Nerophis ophidion (straightnose pipefish)
Lineage: Eukaryota; Metazoa; Chordata; Actinopteri; Syngnathiformes; Syngnathidae
Gene: nr2e3
Product: nuclear receptor subfamily 2, group E, member 3
Exons: 8
Coding region: 13-1302 (429 amino acids)
Biological process (GO): anatomical structure development; positive regulation of transcription by RNA polymerase II; negative regulation of transcription by RNA polymerase II
Molecular function (GO): RNA polymerase II cis-regulatory region sequence-specific DNA binding; zinc ion binding; nuclear receptor activity
Source: RefSeq, a predicted model, not a curated record